Molecule: messenger RNA, 897 nt
Organism: Anopheles cruzii
Lineage: Eukaryota; Metazoa; Arthropoda; Insecta; Diptera; Culicidae
Product: prolyl 4-hydroxylase subunit alpha-1-like
Exons: 2
Coding region: 1-897 (298 amino acids)
Biological process (GO): peptidyl-proline hydroxylation to 4-hydroxy-L-proline
Cellular component (GO): endoplasmic reticulum
Molecular function (GO): L-ascorbic acid binding; iron ion binding; procollagen-proline 4-dioxygenase activity
Source: RefSeq, a predicted model, not a curated record
AUGGAUCGCGCACAUCUAUCGAGUGCUGGGCGUUGGGCAUGGCUGCUAGGGUUUCUGCUGCUGGGACUGUUCCUUGGCCAGCCUGCCGCACAGGACACCGCCGAAGAUGGGGCUCCACAACCCAAGACCGUGAAGGUCCGGUUCGACCCGUACCAGGAGCUGUGCCUCGGAACGUACGAGCGGUCGGCCGCGAUCACCAGCCAGCUGGUCUGCUGGUACGAUGCCCGCAACCUGCACAGUGUGAUCGGGCCGCACAAGGUGGAACUGCUAAGUUUGCAGCCGUUCGUUGGCAUUUUUCACGACGUGAUUCACGACACCGAGAUCGCCAAGCUGAAGGAGCUGGGCGAGGCGUACAUCAAGCAGUCGGGAGUGACAAACGACAGCUGGCUUCCGGUGUACUACGACAACCAUCAGACCUUCACGCUGCACGACCGGGACCACGGCGUGGUGGAGCGGUUCACACGGCGCAUCGAACGGAUGACCGGGCUGAGCUGCGAGACGGCCGAGCCGCUGAAAGUGAUCUACAACGAGGUGGGCGCGUUCCGGACGAGCGAUAUCGACGCGAUCAGGACACCGGAGGAGCGUCACAAGUUUGCGUACGCCGGCGAUCGGCUAGCGACGGUGUUCUUCUUCAUGAGUGACGUCGAGGAAGGAGGCAGGCUUAUAUUUCCACGGCUGCGCGUCAGCAUUCGGCCGCGGAAGGGCGACGCCGUCUUCUGGUAUAACCUCAAGGAAACGGGCGACGCGGACGACCGGAUGCGGUACAGCGUGUGCCCGCUGAAGGAGGACUCCAAGUGGACGGCAAAGAAAAUCAUCCACACGCGGGGCAACGAGCUCCGGAAGCCGUGCCAACCGACCGGCAACAUCCUGUCGCUUGUGGAACCGUCCGCACAGUAA